CUUCAUUGGUUAAAGAAACAAACACAGAAAGAAGAGGAAGAGAAGGAAGUGAUGGCUGUUCUAAUCAAUUGCUGCCUCAACAUCUCCCCUCCUCCUCCUCCUCUUCUUCUUUCUUCUUCUUCUUCUUCUUCUUCUUCUUCUGCACCAUUAAGAAUCAAUCGAAUUCCAAGAAGCUUAUCUAGGCAAAGGCAAGGGAAGGAGGAAAGUGGGUCAUGGAGAAACCAAGUAAUUGUGGGUGUGGCUUGCAUGAUCAUUGGCUUUGAAAUGGGACCAUUGGUGGUGAACAAUUAUGAUUAUAAUUGUGCCAUUGCUGCUACUGAGGAGUUAAAGUUCAUUAAUAAUGGUAAAGGAGAUCAGAAAUGGAGUGAGAAGAGGAUGUGCCCACCAUGGAGGAUGAAUUCAUUGGAGACUAUAGUCCCUGAGAACCUCCCCAGAGCCUCAGCUCACCGUAAAUUUGAGGACAUCACUCUUUCUUCCACGGCUCCGUCGACAUCGAGUCUGGUCACUGUUAAAGCUGUUAGAUCCAAUUGUUUCUCUUUGUGAUCCAAGGCUAUAUAAUCCUGUAUAUCAAGACACACCUGUUACAUUCAUUGAAAAGAAAUGUAAAAUAACUUCUUUGUUUUUUUCU
Messenger RNA from Telopea speciosissima, 628 nucleotides. RefSeq lists its product as uncharacterized. The record is from RefSeq and is a predicted model, not a curated record. NCBI's taxonomy places the organism in Eukaryota, Viridiplantae, Streptophyta, Magnoliopsida, Proteales, Proteaceae. The coding region runs from base 52 to 543 and encodes 163 amino acids. The transcript is spliced from 2 exons.